Staurois parvus is the source of this 342-nucleotide messenger RNA. The record is from the annotation of a GenBank genome assembly. Lineage: Eukaryota; Metazoa; Chordata; Amphibia; Anura; Ranidae.
AAGAAGUCCAUCCGUGACAUUUCCUGGCUACUAAAUAUUCUCAACUGUUAGUGGGAUUAUAACAAAGUGGAAGUAACUGGGAACAACAGCCACUCAGCCACCAAGUGGUAGGCCACGUCACAUGACAGGGCGGGGUCAGUGCAUGCUGAAGCGCACAGUGCGCAGAAGUCACCAACUGUCUGCAGAGUCAAUAGCUAAAUACCUCCAAACUUGGUGUGAACUUCAGAUGAGCACAACAACAGUGCGUAGAAAGCUUCAUGGAAUGAGUUUCCAUGGCUGAGCAGCUGCAUCCAAGCCUUACAUCAUCAAGUGCAAUGAAAAGCAUCAGAUGCAGUGGUGUAA